Messenger RNA from Mycena indigotica, 1035 nucleotides. RefSeq lists its product as uncharacterized. The coding region runs from base 1 to 1035 and encodes 344 amino acids. NCBI's taxonomy places the organism in Eukaryota, Fungi, Basidiomycota, Agaricomycetes, Agaricales, Mycenaceae. The transcript has a single exon. The record is from RefSeq and is a predicted model, not a curated record.
AUGUCCUUGUCAACCCUCCCGACUGAACUCGUCGCCCUAAUUGCCACUUAUCUCUAUGUUGGGGAGUCUAUCACUUUCCAUCUUCCCGCGGGCCAACACAAGUCGAACAUCGUCGCAUUCUCGCAGGUAUCUGCUUUAUUGAGGGCGGUGGCGUUUUCUCUGCGGCACCCAUGGACGAACUACACCCUCAUCCUCUCCGCAAAUAAGUCGACAAGGGCACAGUAUGCCUGGGCCGAACGCCGUUUUGCAAUAUGGAAAGCGCUAGCGCGUGGGCAACCUAUUCGUUUGCAAAUCAUCCAGGAAGAGACACACUACGGUGUGGGGCAUCUUGUCAGAUUCCUCGGCAAACACUCCCACUCUCUUUCCUCGCUCGUGCUCGACAUCCCUGACGAGACGUUUGUCUCGAUAGCUAAACACACAUCCUUCCCAUUCCCAUCCCUCACUACCUUACUCAUGACCCUCCACCUCAAGAAGAAUGGCGAACAAACGCUUCUCCCGCAGGAUCGUCGCUCGCGCUUCUUCGCUAAGAUGCCUCAAUUACAGAUUCUGCAGCUGGGUUAUAGCCACGACGACUGGCACCCACUAGCGACAUUAUCUCCGCAAUUCUACGAAUGGGACCUGCCUCUCUCGCACUUAACCGUCUUUUGCAUGCCCCUCAUCUGGCUAGAGCUCCCCGAAUUCCUCCUGGUCCUCCGAUCUGCCCCGAAUCUGCACACUUGCACCGCCCUCGUCGACGCUCCGCCAGUGUACGGCCACGUAGACGACGCCCCGUUCAUACUAGACAAUCUCAAAGCGUUGGCGCUGACGUUUCGCAUGACACAUCCGACUGUGUGGACUUAUUUCUCUGCGCCUGCGUUGCAGGUGUUGGAUAUCACGCUCAUUACUGGCCUGAAUGAUGACGAUCACGAGGAGACCCAUGCAAUCGCGCCAGCGGAUGUGGAUAAGUUUUAUUCGGAGCAGCCGCAUGCUACGGGGACAAUCGUCACAGUGUACAGGGUGGUGGAGUACGCGUAUGAUGAGGAGACGAAUGCAUAG